AUGGCGGCUGAAGCAUAUCACAGCAUCUCGCAGCCUUUCUCAGCAUCUCACAGCAUCUCACAGUAUCUCGCAACAUUUCUCAGCAUCUCACAGCAUCUCGCAGCAUUUCUCAGCAUCUCACAGCAUCUCACAGCAUCUCGCAGCCUUUCUCAGCAUCUCACAGCAUCUCACAGCAUCUCGCAGCAUUUCUCAGCAUCUCACAGCUUCUCGCAGCAUUUCUCAGCAUCUCAAAGCAUCUUACAGCAUUUCUCAGCAUAUCGCAGCCUUUCUCAGCAUCUCACAGCAUCUUACAGCAUCUCGCAGCAUUUCUCAGCAUCUCACAUAAUUUCUCAGCAUAUCACAGCAUCUCGCAGCCUUUCUCAGCAUCUCACAGUAUCUCGCAACAUUUCUCAGCAUCUCACAGCAUCUCGCAGCAUUUCUCAGCAUCUCACAGCAUCUCGCAGCAUUUCUCAGCAUCUCAAAGCAUCUUACAGCAUUUCUCAGCAUCUUACAGCAUUUCUCAGCGUCUCACAAUAUUUCACAGCAUCUCACAGCAUUUCUCAGUAUCUCACAGCAUUUCUCAGCAUUUCACAGCAUCUCGCAGCAUUUCUCAGCAUCUCACAGUAUCUCGCAGGAUCCCUGAGUGACAUCGAGCCAACACAGACUUAUAACAACAUAUCGAAAUGCAUAUCAGAACCUUGCAACAUUGUUAAGUGA
Molecule: messenger RNA, 696 nt
Organism: Penaeus chinensis
Lineage: Eukaryota; Metazoa; Arthropoda; Malacostraca; Decapoda; Penaeidae
Product: sperm acrosomal protein FSA-ACR.1-like
Exons: 2
Coding region: 1-696 (231 amino acids)
Source: RefSeq, a predicted model, not a curated record